UGAGCACUUGGGGUUUCAUGUAAAUCAACCAGACGUUCUGUCAUUCACCAGCAAUAUCUCUCCAUAGUAUUCUACACCCAUGUGCCUUCAAGAAAUAUUUCAUUAUGCCGGUGGAAGAAAUAUUCAAAUGAAUGUGCUUUUUCAGGGAUGGUGACACCAGAAUGUUUUAAAUCUGUUCAUUACCACAACAAGGAUAAAUGGCAUUUCUGCCAAAGACUUUUGAUAACGGGUGCAGUAAUGCAUGCCAGCACUUUCUGAAAUUAAAAGUUCUACCCUGAGAGGUUUUGCAUGCUUACCUAGGAAUGCUCCUUGAAAAGAUAAUCUCCUCGGACAUAAAAGCCCAGCCACAAAAAAAAGUCUCUCUAAGGUCAGCAGUUUCGAGAUGACGAAGUGAAAAUUUGAUUCUAAUCUGUUCACGGACUCUACAAAUCCCAAAAUGUCUUCCUGAAGAACCCAAUGGGGGGAGAAUACAAACAACCUCAUGAACUUAGCUAUUGAUCAUAUAUAUUUUGAAUUGUCACUCUUUCACUCAACAAAUAAAUGUCUCCCAUGUGCCAAAUCAUGGACUAAAAGUUGGAACAGCACAUUGCAAAGAGAACUGGUUCCCUAGCCUGAGGGUUUCAGAAUCUUGGGCACCGUCGUUUCUGUUUUCAUCUUUGUUGUCGUUGUUUUAAGACAUUCUUAUUUUUAUUUUCUUUGAUUUUUAUAUGUUAUGGUUAUUUCCAAUAACAUUUUUAAGAAUUUUUUACUUAUAAAAAUAUAUUUCAUUUAAUUUGAAAAAUAAGGAAACAGCACUUUGCUUUUCCUAGCCUGCUUUCUCAUUUACUGUAAGACAAUGAUUUUUCUUUUUCAGGGUUUAUUUCCAUUCUUUGCAAAGGAUUUAACAAUGAAAUACAAAAAUCUCAGGAUACAGAGAAACUAACAGAACUUACACAAAAAUUUCUACUGAAUGAAUUUCCCCACCUUCUUGGUGAUUGUACACCUGCCUUCCUUAUAAGGAGAACAAGGAAGUAAAUCACGUUGAAGUUGCUUUUAAACACAGCUUUUCUGCUUUACCUGUCCAGGUAGCCUCUGUUUUCAUUUCAGUCUUAAUGAAAACACUCUAAAUCACAUCUCAAGUUUCUUUUCAAAGCAGUCAAGAACUGAAACGAAUGGGGAUUGAACUGCUUUGCCUGUUCUUUCUAUUUCUAGGAAGGAAUGAUCAUGUACAAGGUGGCUGUACCCUGGGAGGUGCAGAAACCUGUGAAGACUGCCUGCUCAUUGGACCUCAGUGUGCCUGGUGUGCUCAGGAGAAUUUUACCCGUCCAUCUGGAGUUGGUGAAAGGUGUGAUACCCCAGCAAACCUAUUAGCUAAAGGAUGUCAAUUAAACUUCAUCGAAAACCCUGUCUCCCAAGUAGAAAUACUUAAAAAUAAGCCUCUCAGUGUAGGCACACAGAAAAAUAGUUCUGACAUUGUUCAGAUUGCGCCUCAAAGCUUGAUCCUUAAGUUGAGACCAGGUGGUGCGCAGACUCUGCAAGUGCAUGUCCGCCAGACCGAGGACUAUCCAGUGGAUUUGUAUUACCUCAUGGACCUCUCCGCCUCCAUGGAUGAUGACCUCCACACAAUCAAGGAGCUGGGCUCCCGGCUUUCCAAGGAGAUGUCUAAAUUAACCAGCAACUUUAGACUGGGCUUCGGAUCAUUUGUGGAAAAACCUGUAUCCCCUUUUGUGAAAACAACACCAGAAGAAAUUGCCAACCCUUGCAGUAGUAUUCCAUACUUCUGUUUACCUACAUUUGGAUUCAAACACAUUUUGCCAUUGACAAAUGAUGCUGAAAGAUUCAAUGAAAUUGUGAAGAAUCAGAAAAUUUCUGCUAAUAUCGACACGCCCGAAGGUGGAUUUGAUGCAAUUAUGCAAGCUGCUGUAUGUAAGGAAAAAAUUGGCUGGCGGAAUGACUCCCUCCACCUUCUGGUCUUUGUGAGUGAUGCUGAUUCUCAUUUUGGAAUGGACAGCAAACUGGCAGGCAUCGUCAUUCCUAAUGAUGGGCUCUGUCACUUGGACAGCAAGAAUGAAUACUCCAUGUCAACUCUCUUGGAAUAUCCAACAAUUGGACAACUCAUUGAUAAACUGGUACAAAACAACGUGUUAUUGAUCUUCGCUGUAACCCAAGAACAAGUUCAUUUAUACGAGAACUACGCAAAACUUAUUCCUGGAGCUACAGUAGGGGUACUUCAGAAGGACUCCGGAAAUAUUCUCCAGCUGAUCAUCUCAGCUUAUGAAGAACUGCGGUCUGAGGUGGAACUGGAAGUAUUAGGAGACACUGAAGGACUCAACUUGUCAUUUACAGCCAUCUGUAACAACGGUACUCUCUUCCCACACCAAAAGAAAUGCUCUCACAUGAAAGUGGGGGACACAGCUUCCUUCAACGUGACUGUGAAUAUCCCAAACUGUGAGAGAAGAAGCAGGCACAUUAUUAUAAAGCCUGUGGGGCUGGGGGAUGCCCUGGAAAUACUUAUCAGUCCAGAAUGCAAUUGCGACUGUCAGAAAGAAGUGGAAGUGAACAGCUCCAAAUGUCACCAUGGGAACGGCUCCUUCCAGUGCGGGGUGUGUGCCUGCCACCCCGGCCACAUGGGGCCUCACUGUGAGUGUGGCGAGGACAUGCUGAGCACGGAUUCCUGCAAAGAGGCCCCAGAUCAUCCCUCCUGCAGCGGAAGGGGUGACUGCUACUGUGGGCAGUGCAUCUGUCACUUGUCUCCCUAUGGAAACAUCUAUGGGCCUUAUUGUCAGUGUGACAAUUUCUCCUGCGUGAGACACAAGGGGCUGCUCUGCGGAGAUAACGGCGACUGUGACUGUGGUGAAUGUGUGUGCAGGAGCGGCUGGACUGGCGAGCACUGCAACUGCACCACCAGCACGGACUCCUGCGUCUCUGAAGACGGAGUGCUCUGCAGCGGGCGAGGGGACUGCGUUUGUGGCAAGUGUGUUUGCACAAACCCCGGAGCCUCAGGACCAACCUGCGAACGAUGUCCUACCUGUGGUGACCCCUGUAACUCAAAACGGAGCUGCAUUGAAUGCCACCUGUCAGCAAUUGGCCAAGCCCGAGAAGAAUGUGUGGACAAGUGCAAACUAGCUGGUGCGACCAUCAGUGAAGAAGAAGAUUUCUCAAAGGAUGGUUCUGUUUCCUGCUCUCUGCAAGGAGAAAAUGAAUGUCUUAUUACAUUCCUAAUGACUACAGAUAAUGAGGGGAAAACCAUCAUUCACAGCAUCAAUGAAAAAGAUUGUCCAAAGCCUCCAAACAUUCCCAUGAUCAUGUUGGGGGUUUCCCUGGCAAUUCUUCUCAUUGGGGUUGUCCUACUGUGUAUCUGGAAGCUGCUGGUGUCAUUUCAUGAUCGUAAAGAAGUUGCUAAAUUUGAAGCAGAACGAUCAAAAGCCAAGUGGCAAACGGGAACGAAUCCACUCUACAGAGGCUCCACCAGUACUUUUAAAAAUGUAACCUAUAAACACAGGGAAAAACAAAAGGUGGACCUUUCCACAGAUGGAUAGAACCACUUUAUGCAUGAAAAAAGUCUGUUCACUGAUAUGAAAUGUUAAUGCACUAUUUAAUUUUUCUUUCUUUGUUGCUUCAAAAUGAGGUUGGUUUAAGAUAAUAAUAGGACAUUUGGAGAUAAGUCAUUCUCUACAUGAAGGUGAGAGACUGUUGGCAGGUUCAAAAUAAUCAAGAAGAGAAAUAUCCUUAGCAAAGAGGUGACUUUGGGGAUCAUUUGAGGAAUACUAACUCUGUUGCAUUAAUCCCUCAAAAAAAUCAUCAAAAUGAUUCAUGGGGGCUUGAUUUGCAUUUGAAAAAUGUUUGAAAUUAGAAUCUCAUUUGUUUCAGGAAUGCAGCUACCUGAGUUCUUUGUCUCAGCAAAGUCACAAAGCCCAUAUACUCAGAUUAUGUAUCUAUACUUGCCAAUUAAUUCUAAACCCGUAGGAAGUAUACCCUCUCUUAAUCUAUGAGAAAUGAGAUUCUGGUUUUACUUUAGCUAAGAGGAUGCAAUUCUUCUAAAGAUAUCCCAAAUAUAAGAUUGAACAUUAGGUGAUAAUAAUUUUUGUGCAUUUAUACACACUUAAAUGUUAAGUACGAAUUUUGUUUUACAAAUGAGGAAGAAAUAAUUUAUAAAUUAAGAAGUCACUUAUAAAAAUAAAAAGAUAACAACUCUAUCAGUUUAUUUUUAAAUUACCUGAAAAAUGAUCUUCUACACUCAGUUUUCUUUUUGACCCUGAGUUUUCAAACUGUUACUUCUCUUAUAUUUCUCAGUCCAUUUCACUCAGGUGCACGGUCUUUUAAACCCUGUAAUUGUCAAACAAAAGUUUCUUUUAAAAAAAAAUUACCCUAAAUGGUUAUUUUAUUCAAAGAGAGCUCCAAUAAUAUAAACGGAACAUGUGUUAAACAGAAUAAAAUUUUUAAUGGCUCAAGUCAAGCAUAUCAAGAGUAUACAAGUCUUAAAGGCUUUUUAAUACAUAUUCUUUUCCCAUCUACAUAACCCAACUUGCACAUUUUAGCUGCAUGUGGUGAAUAUGCAUCAUAUAUUUACUUUAAGAGAUAAGACUUCACUUGCAAAAUACAUGUGCAAAUUAGGGAUCCAUCAGUUGAUGGAAGAGAUGGACUCUAGAAUAUUAUUUCUUAUGGUUAUUACUUCUUUACAAAGCACUUUAAUCUCACUUGAUCCUCAUAAGGAAACUAAGGCUCGGAGUGAGUAGAACUGGGUUCAGAAUCUAGAUCUUCUAACUCCAAGUCAUUUCCUCUUUCCACUGCAGGAAACUGCCUCUUUCGUCAGUGAAAUAAUAGAAAGAUUGUGUUAAGCAGUAACAGUCAUUUCUUUGAAAAUGUACUGAGACUAAACAAAUAACAUUUAAACUACUGGCAUACAGAUGAGGUAUUGUACUUUGUGCAAUGUUUAUUAUCUUUGAUUAAUUGUAAUGUGAAGCCUUUUACUAGGUGAAUAGCUCAUGAUGUAGUAGAGGCUUUGUGGUUGUCCACUGAAUUGUCACAGCAAAAUCUGUAAGUUUCUUCAGUUCUACAAGAUAGAUCUGUAUACAUUUGAUCAUUUGGAGACUCUUUUUCUGCUGGUUUCUGAAUAACUCAAGUAAAUCAGACCUUUAUGGAGUACCCAGCUAGAUGAAAGAAUUAUUGAACAAUCACCUUGAAAAUCUGAAGGGCUGAUAUACCUCCUAUGUUUCCUGACUGGAGCACAGAACCCGGGAGAAAUCUGCUGCAACAUAUAGGUUGCAAUGCUGAUGACACAACAACAGUCGUCUCCUCUAUGUGGACUUACUGUUGUAUUUUUGUAUUAUUAUUGGAAUGGGAUUUUAGAAAAUAGAAGUUACCUUUGUGUGUGUUUUAGGGUAGAGUAGAAUCUGCUCUUUCUCUGAGUACUGUUUUGACCCCAGGCAGGAUCUUGGAAAGGCCAAAACAUUAACAGUAGUACUUCUGUUCACUGAAGAGUUAUGUUACAUGAAGAUAAAAUGGUUUUGAUGUGUUUAUUAUUGUAUUUUGUGUUGAUGUAAAUAAACAUGGUAAUUUAAACAAUGAA
This is a messenger RNA of Sapajus apella (tufted capuchin), 5548 nucleotides long. It is a transcript of the gene ITGB6, whose product is annotated as integrin subunit beta 6. Gene Ontology annotation, cellular component: cell surface; integrin alphav-beta6 complex; focal adhesion. The record is from RefSeq and is a predicted model, not a curated record. The transcript has 18 exons. Gene Ontology annotation, biological process: cell-matrix adhesion; cell adhesion mediated by integrin; integrin-mediated signaling pathway. The coding region runs from base 1152 to 3518 and encodes 788 amino acids. Gene Ontology annotation, molecular function: integrin binding. NCBI's taxonomy places the organism in Eukaryota, Metazoa, Chordata, Mammalia, Primates, Cebidae.